AUGUCGUUCAUGGGAGGGGCCGAGUGCUCCACGGCCGGAAACCCUUUGAGUCAGUUCCAGAAGCAUGUUCAAGAUGACAAGACUCUGCAGAGGGACCGCCUCGUCGGGCGCGGGCCGGCUGGCCAGAUGAACUUUCGAACACAGAGCGCACACGCUCCCCAAGAUGAGAUGGUCAACGGAUUCCUCAACAGCGGACCGAGUCUCCAACAUGAACAGGCAAUGGCCGGUGGUCCUGCGGGGCUGAAUGCGAUGCCACAAAUGAGGGCCGCCUCCGCCUCGCCGUCGUGGGCGCAGGACUUCCACAACCAGCCGGGCAUGGACUCGGCGUUCCAGCCGCCUCCCGGAGCCCAGUUCAGCCCCGAGGAGUUUGCUCGAUUCAGACAGAUGGGCCAAAAUCCCGCCGCAUCCUCGGCAUCGGCGCCGUUACAGAGCAACACUCCCAGCCAGCUGCAACAGAGACCGAUGCUCGGAGGUGGGAUGAUGGGCAUGGGCAUGGGCUACGGACAGACCAUGUUCCAGCCCAUGUACCAGAAUCAGCAGAUGAUGAACAUGCAGCAACCGCAGCAGGCUGAGGGGAAGGGUAAGGGAAAGCUCGUCGAGCUUGACGAUACUAAAUGGGAAGAACAGUUUGCCCAACUCGAGGUGCAAGACAAGGAGGAGGCGGUCGCCGCGGAGAAGGAGCUAGAGGAUAUGGACAAGGCUAUGCAGUCUGAAACCAAUGAGUUCGGUGACUUCGAAUCUAUUUGGAAGGGAAUACAAGCUGAGACGGCUGCUGCUAGGUCUAUGGUUAACGAAGAGAACCUGUUCGAUAAGUUCGACAACCAAUGGAACAACGACCUCAUGCCCGACUUCCAAGGCGUGAAUGACUGGGGACGAUUCGGAGACCCAGUUGUCGAAAGCUACAUGUUCGAGGAAGAGAACAUCUUCCGAGAGGAGAAGAAUGCGUUUGAGGAAGGGGUGCGGAUCAUGAGGGAGGGCGGCAACCUGUCGCUGGCUGCCCUGGCAUUUGAGGCUGCGGUACAGCGAAAUGCCGACCACGUCGAAGCCUGGGUGUAUCUCGGUACUGCCCAGGCACAGAAUGAGAAGGAGACGGCGGCCAUCCGGGCUCUGGAGAAGGCGUUGAAACUGGACCCAAAUAACCUCACAGCUCUCAUGGGCCUAGCAGUGUCCUAUACCAAUGAAGGGUAUGACAGCACUGCGUAUCGAACACUUGAACGCUGGCUAUCAGUCAAGUAUCCACAGAUCCUGGACCCCAAGGACCUGCACCCCCCGGGCGAUACAGGUUUCACAGAUCGACAACAGCUUCACAAGAAGGUGACCGAAUCCUUCAUCCGGGCAGCCCAGCUGAGCCCCGAUGGAGAACAUAUGGAUCCCGAUGUGCAAGUUGGUCUUGGUGUCUUAUUCUACGGUGCCGAGGAGUAUGAGAAGGCAGUAGACUGCUUCCAGUCGGCCCUUCAUUCUUCGGAACUGGGAUCUACAAACCAACAGGAGCAGGUCCACCUUCUGUGGAACAGACUGGGCGCUACUCUUGCGAACAGCGGCCGAUCAGAGGAGGCCAUCGCGGCAUACGAACAGGCGUUGUCGCAAGCACCGAACUUUGUGCGCGCACGCUACAACCUGGGCGUCAGCUGCAUUAACAUUAACUGCCACCAUGAGGCGGCGUGCCACUUCUUGGCCGCUCUCGACAUGCAUAAGGCGAUUGAGAAGUCAGGCCGCAGCAAGGCAUAUGAGAUUCUCGGCGACGGUGCUGGCGGACAGGUCGACGAGGUAUUGGACCGAAUGUCAGCACAAAACCGCAGCAGCACCUUAUACGACACGUUACGAAGAGUGUUUACGCAGAUGGGAAGGCGAGAUCUAGCUGAGAAGACGGUUGCUGGCGUUGAUCCAGCGAUCUUCCGGCCCGAAUUUGACUUUUAG
Messenger RNA from Clonostachys rhizophaga, 1917 nucleotides. Lineage: Eukaryota; Fungi; Ascomycota; Sordariomycetes; Hypocreales; Bionectriaceae. The record is from the annotation of a GenBank genome assembly.